Molecule: messenger RNA, 7503 nt
Organism: Parus major (Great Tit)
Lineage: Eukaryota; Metazoa; Chordata; Aves; Passeriformes; Paridae
Gene: GREB1
Product: growth regulating estrogen receptor binding 1
Exons: 33
Coding region: 138-5945 (1935 amino acids)
Biological process (GO): multicellular organism development
Source: RefSeq, a predicted model, not a curated record
GGAGGAAAGAGCAGUAUCUCUAUCUUUCUUUGCAGACCACGCUGCUAAACAGCGAGGGGAGGCUCAUGCUUCCCUAAUAUCCAUCACUCCCUGCUUCCAGCGUGGUCGCAGACAGAGCAACAAAGAGGGUCUCAGAGAUGGGAAAUUCUUACGCUGGUCAGCUCAAGACAACACGGUUUGAAGAGGUGUUGCAUAAUUCUAUUGAGGCCUCUCUCCGCUCAAACAACUUAGUUCCCAGACCAAUCUUUUCUCAGCUGUAUUUGGAAGCUGAACAGCAACUAUCAUCACUGGAAGCAGGCAGCAGAGCAGAUAAUGAGGAAGAGGAGGAAGAAGAGGAGGAAGAAGAAGGCUCAGAAUCAAGCAGUCCUCCUGUUUCUUACCAGAUGAAGCCUCCCCCAGAAGGAUGUUGCACUACUGAUGGUUUCUGCCAGGCUGGUAAAGACUUGAGAUUGGUUUCAAUUUCUAAUGAACACAUUGAGGUGCCAUCUGGAUUUUUACUUGUUGGUGCAAAGUCACCAAAUUUGCCUGAUCACCUGUUAGUGUGUGCUGUGGAUAAAAGAUUCCUGCCAGAUGACAAUGGGCGCAAUGCCCUGUUGGGCUUCUCUGGCAAUUGUGUUGGCUGUGGCAAGAAGGGUUUCUGCUACUUUACAGAAUUCUCAAAUCACAUUAAUCUUAAACUGACCACUCAGCCCAAGAAACAGAAACACUUAAAGUAUUAUCUGGUCAGGAAUGCACAGGGAGCUCUGACCAAAGGAUCUGUAAUCUGCUGGAAAGGGGCAGAGUUCAGAGGCCGGCAGUCUUCAACCAGUACCUGCUCAAGCACCUUGUUCCAAUUGCCAGAAAGUUCAGGCCUCUCAGGAAGCACCUCCAGCGAGCCUCUCCCACCUGCAAAUCCCAGUGCUCCUGCUGGGACUCAGCAAACAGCUGCAGCUGUAGAUCACAUCCCUUCAACAGCUGCAUUCAGCUCAGCAGUUUAUAAUGGAAAAGAAUCACCUAAACAGCAGUUGAUGAAAAAUAACCUGUCUGCUCUGACAAGACCUUCAGUGUUAGGCACAUUAACAAAUACAGGGCCUCCAAAAAAGCGCCAUAAAGGUUGGUCACCAGAAUCUCCAUCAUCCACUGAAACUUGGAACUUGCAGCUCAAUCCACAGGCUCCAAACAGAAUUAAAAAUGAUGGAGGAAGCCUGUCAUCCUUCCCCCAUUCUCCUUUGGUGGGACCAGCCUCCUCUCCAAUGGUGGGCUCGGGAGAACCAGUCUCAGUUCCUGACAACUUGCUGAAAAUCUGUAAAGCAAAACCAGUCAUUUUUAAAGGUCAUGGAAACUUCCCAUAUCUUUGUGGGAACAUUAAUGAUGUGAUAGUGAGUCCUUUGUUGUACACCUGUUACAGAAAUUCUCAGUCUUUAUCCAGAGCAUAUGAACAAUACGGUGCAUCCACAAUACAGCCUAUUUCUGAGGAAAUGCAGCUGUUACUGACUGUCUACUACCUUGUUCAACUAGCUGCAGACCAAGUCCCUUUGAUUGAGGAUUUGGAGCAAAUAUUCAUGCGCUCCUGGCGGGAAUCGCACCUGUCUGAAAUCCGUCAGUACCAGCAGGCUGUUCCCCAGGCCUUUCCCCAGGUGCCCAGCCAGAUCACCCCGGUGACUUCAGCCCAGCUGCCCUGGCUGGCAGGGCUGGCAGCCAGCUCCUGUAAUGACAGCGUCCACAUCAUUGAGUGCAGCUACUCCCUGGCAGAAGGGCUUUCAGAAAUGUUUAAGCUACUCAUUGAAGGGAAAUUAAUUAAGACAAACUAUGUGGUGAUCAUAUGUGCCAGUAGAAACCGAGCCAUUGAUUCCUGCAUUGUGAUAACAGGAAAGUAUCAGGCAAGAGUUCUGUCUGAGAGCAUGCUCAGUCCUUCAGACUACCAAAAAGAAGUUAACUAUCAGCUGGUCACAGGGAAGGUGGAAACUCUGGGGUCCUUCUUUAGCACACUCUGCCCAGAGGGUGACAUUGAUCUUUUGCUGGAGAAAUUUUAUCAAGAAAACCAAGGACACAUAUCUUCAUCACUUUCUGCUUCAAUAAAUAAACCAACAGCAGUGAAUGGAGCUGGAACAGCUGUGUGUACAAGUUAUGAGAUUGAACGACAUCAAAUUCGUCCAUUCCAGCUAGCAGUGGCUCAGAAAUUGCUGUCUCAUAUUUGCUCAAUUGCGGACUCCAGCACUCAAAAUCUUGAUUUGGGUUCCUUCGAGAAAAUUGAUUUCUUGAUUUGUGUUCCACCCUCCGAAGUGACUUAUCAACAGACUUUGUUUCAUCUCUGGCACUCAGGUAUAUUAUUAGAACUUGGAUUAGAAAAGGAACAUCUUACAAAGCAGAGAGUGGAACAGUAUGUUAUGAAAAUAGAUGCAGAAGCCCAAAUUAAAUUCAAAGUCUUUUUACAAAACUCUAUGCAGAAUCCACACACACUGUUUGUCCUAAUCCAUGAUCAUGCACACUGGGAUCUAAUGAGUGCUAUGCAUAGUCUUUAUCCUCAAACAGAGCUGUCGACAGGACUUGUUGAUAGACUGUUGAACUGCAGGGAGGUGAAAGAGGCACCAAAUAUUGUGACCCUCCAUGUGACUUCCUUCCCCUAUGCGCUGCAGACACAGCAUACUCAUAUCAGCCCUUACAAUGAGAUCCACUGGCCUUCUUCAUACAGCAAUGGUGUAGAUUUAUACCAUGAAAACAAGAAAUACUUUGGACUGUCAGAAUUCAUUGAGUCCACUCUCUCUGGACAUAGUAUUCCACUGCUUCGGUACGACAGCUCAUUUGAAGCAAUGGUCAUGGCUUUGGGAAAGAGGUUCCCCAGAUUACACAGUGCAGUGAUAAGGACUUUUGUCCUCAUCCAACACUACUCUGCAGCUAUGAUGGCAGUGUGUGGUCUUUCUCAGAUGAAGAAUUACACCUCAGUUGAAACUCUGGAAAUCACCCAAAAUCUAAUAAACUCUUCAAGACAAUGUCCUAGUGGUCAUGGCCUCAUGGUAGUGUUGAGAAUUCCAUGUAUCCCGCUGGCUGCAGUGGCAUAUGAACGUCUGUACAAUGUAAGGGAAAGACUGGCCCUUGAAGAUAACUUUGAAAUAAUCUUGGGAAAUCCUAAUUCUGGAAUCACAAUCGGGAAGCACUUUGUGGAACAGCUAAAGAUCUGGCAGAAAAUUGAGGAUGUAGAUUGGAGGCCUCAGACCUAUUUGGAAUUGGAAGGUUUGCCUUGCAUAUUGAUAUUUAGUGGGAUGGAUCCACAAGGAGAGUCUUUGCCACGAUCACUGAGAUACUGUGACCUACGCUUAAUAAAUUCAUCUUCUUUGGUACGGACAACCCUGGAGCAAGAACUUGGUUUGGCAGCAUACUUUGUGAGCUCAGAAGUUCACACAGAGAAAGCAGUUGUGAAUGAUGUGUUAGAAAGUGACCCAGAGAAACUAAGCAGUACUGACAAUGAAGAUGAAGAAAUAGCAACAGAAGGUUCUACUUCAGAAAAGAGAAGUCCUAUGAAAAGAGAAAGAUCGCGUUCCCAUGACUCUGCAUCUUCAUCUCUCUCUUCAAAAGCUUCCAUUACAGCAUUCUGCACUGAGUCAUCUCCUCCCCAAGCCCUAAGUAACAGCGCUGAAGAAGCUACAAACAACUAUGAAAGGCAGAAGCAGAAAGUAGACAAGGGGGCACAAACAACAAUCAGCAAACAGUUGCCACCAGUAACUGAACAGCUGGAUAUGAAACAAAAUGUAAAAAGUGCCCAAGUCUCCAUCACCUCAUCAUCCUCCUCACCUUUCUCCUCCUCUUCUUCCUCCUCUGCACCUACUCAUAACUCCUUCAUUCUACAGACGUCUCAAUGCUCCAUGACCAAAGCAUCAAAACAGCCUCCCAUAGUCUUCCUGCCCAAACUGGUUUAUGACAUUAUAACUUCUACAGACAGCAGUGGACUUCCCAAAUCCUCUUCUCUCUUGCCUUACCAUUCUGUUAUGUGGGCAAGUUCUUUUCGUCCUCUAAUGAGUAAGAUGAUGACGUGCACGGAGCAGUCUCUGUACUACCGCCAGUGGACAGUUCCCAAGCCAAUCCACAUGGACUACAACAACAGAAAUGAGGGAAGAAUGGACACCUUUCACCCAAGGAGACUGCUGCUGAGUGGGCCACCACAGAUAGGGAAAACAGGUGCCUAUCUGCAGUUCCUCAGUAUUUUGUCCCGAAUGCUGAUUCGACUGACAGAAGUGGAUGUUUAUGAUGAGGAAGAAAUCAACAUUAACAUUAAAGAAGAAUCUGAUCAAUACUACCAUCAGCCUGGAGAUAUUUGGCCAGAUUUGGAGACAUUUAGGAAGAUGCCUUUUGACUACACCAUCCAUGAUCCAAAGUAUGAAGAUGCAAGUCUGAUUUGUUCAAAGCUUCAGACUAUAAACAGUGAAGACAGGUCAGUGAGCAGGAGACAGGAAGAUAUGUACACGUGCCGACAAACAACUAGGAUGAGAUUGUCCAAGUAUGCAGCAUAUAACACCUACCAUCACUGUGAACAGUGUCAUCAGUAUAUGGGUUUCAAUCCCAGGUACCAGAUUUAUGAGUCCACUCUGCAUGCAUUUGCAUUUUCCUAUUCUAUGCUGGGAGAAGAGAUACAGCUGCAUUUUAUCAUUCCAAAAUCAAAGGAGCAUCAUUUUGUCUUUAGCCAACCAGGAAGACAAUUGGAAAGUAUGAGGCUACCACUAGUGACAGAUAAGAGUGAAGAUUACAUAAAAAGCCCCACUUUUACUCCCACCACUGGUCGUCAUGAACAUGGACUUUUCAAUUUAUAUCAUGCAAUGGAUGGAGCCAGUCAUUUGCAUGUUUUAGUUGUCAAGGAGUAUGAAAUGGCCAUAUAUAAGAAGUAUUGGCCCAACCACAUCAUGCUUGUUCUUCCAAGCAUUUUCAACAGUGCAGGAGUGGGUGCUGCACACUUCCUGAUAAAAGAGUUGUCUUAUCAUAACCUGGAGCUCGAGCGGAAUCGUCAGGAAGAGCUGGGGAUAAAACCCCAGGAUAUUUGGCCUUUCAUUGUCAUUUCAGAUGACUCCUGUGUUAUGUGGAAUGCAGUAGAAGUUGAUUGUUCAGGAGACAGGAAAAGUGACUAUACAUGGACUGAAAGGAAUGUUUCCCUGAAGCAAAUUCUGCAACGUAUUGAAGCAACUCCCAAUGUCACUCAUUAUGCCCUUAUUGGGAUGAGGAAAUGGUCCAGUAAAACAAACAGUGCUGAGAUCAAGGAACCAUUCUCCUGCUGCCAUGUGCAUGACUUCAUUAUGCUGAAUGUGGAUCUGACACAGAAUGUACAGUACAAUCAGAACAGAUUUACAUGUGAUGAUGUUGACUUCAACUUGCGUGUCCACAGUGCUGGCCUUCUCAUCUGUAGGUUCAACCACUUCAAUGUCAUGAAAAAGCAAAUUGCAGUAGGAGGACAACGAUCCUUCCACAUAAAGUCUAAGGUAUCUGAUACUCCAGUUUCAAUCUCCCCUGCUCAGUACAUUUGUGCACCUGACAGCAAACACACCUUCUUGGCAGCACCUGCUCAGUUGCUCCUUGAGAAGUAUCUCCAGUAUCACAGCCAUCGCUUCUUCCCUCUCUCACUGAAGAAUUAUAGCCAUCCAGUGCUCUCUGUGGACUGUUACCUUAACUUAGGACCACAGAUUGCAGUUUGCUACGUGAGUUCUCGGCCUCAUUCUCUGAAUAUCAGUUCCUCUGGUUUGACAUUCAGUGGUCUCCUGCUGUACCUCUGUGACUCCUUUGUUGUAGCUAGCUUUUUGAAGAAGUUUCAUUUUCUUAAAGGUGCCACUCUGUGUGUGAUCUGCCAGGAUCGCAAUUCUCUCCGCCAGACUGUUGUCCGGCUGGAGCUGGAAGAUGAAUGGCAGUUCCGUCUGCGGGAUGAAUUCCAGACUGCCAAUGCCAAAGAGGACAGACCACUUUUCUUCCUGACUGGACGACACAUUUAAUUGAAAAGAAACACAUUUCCUGAAUGACAAAAGACACUAAUUGCUACCAUCCCAUGAAAUUACUUUUGAGAGGCUCUGCUUUCUGAACAGGAACAGGACUGUUUUCUGUUGUUUAUUAGAAUGAUAUCUAGUCAGACAGUUUAAGAUCAUAUUUACAAACAAUGAAGUGACUUUUCUAAUUUAAUGUUCUGAUGGAAAUAAUCCCUAAUUCUUGAUAGAGACACAGAGACUUACAUGGUGGAAAGCAUUUCAUAGCAGAAGAGAGGUCAAUGAGUGCACUUCUUCUGUGACAAAGCAGACCACUUCAAAGUUCAUAAAGAAAAAGGUUAGGAAACUUUUUUGCACAUUCCAGACAUAGGAAAUGUAAAUUUAGAAGCAGAUUCUGGUUUACAGUUUUAUUUAUCAAACAGUUGGCAUAGGAGUUGGUACGAUUCUAUAGUAUAUUGCUUCUGAUUGAUCCAGGUAGGCUUUUUAUAUGAAGAUUUGUAAAGUAUAUUUCUUUAAUAACAGGAACUCAAUUGAAGCUUUAAUUUUUGGAAUAAGUGCUACACUGGAUAGUUUUACCAUGCAGCACUGUUGGAGUAGAAAACUGUCUGGUUUUAUGAUCAUAAGGGAAGGAGUUAACAAGGUAGAUGGUAAAAUGAGAUCUGAACAUUUAAACCUGAGACUGAUAUUAACUUGAAUAACUGAAGAGACCAAAUGGUGGGCCUGACCUGCAAGUGAUUCAUUUCUAAAACAGUGAUGUUUUGUGACUGAACUGUAGACUGGCUAUAGACUUCAAACUGAGGCAAGUGCACUCAGGAAAGCAGAUAAGAUGGUUCUGAAACACUCCCAAUACACUUUCUGGGGAUAUUUUCUUGCCAAGGUGCUUCAAAGGAGUGAGAAAAUGGAGAUUACAUUGCUGAGAAAUUCAGGUGAAAAUCUAAACACAUGUUCUAGAACAGCACCGGGCAUUGUGAUAUUUCAUAUGCUCUAAAUGUUAAAUUGGUGGUCACUGUCUGUCUUGGUGUUUGGAAAUGCUACCUAAGUUGCAAGCUUCCCAUUUGUCUUUGUAGAAUCAGUCUUAAUGUCACUCAAUCAAGGUGUAGGAAGGAUGAGUAUAGACAUUGUCAGAGGAUAUUUAAUAUUUGGGCAGGCCUUUCUUGCUGGAUACACCAAUGGGGGGAUCAUUGACUUUGUACAGAUGAAAAGCCAUUGGAUGGCUGAGUCUGUUACAGUACUGGCCUUGAAACUCAGGCAUUGGUAUGACUAUGCCAAAGAGCUAAUUUAGAUUAAUUUUCAGAGAAAAUGUAAGUUCUGUAAGCUGUGAAUUCUGUAAGAGACAUGGAUUGCUAUCUACAAGGAAACUGCUAGCAAUCAGUGUGCUUCUGUAUUUCAUUGUCUGUGUUUCAGAGUGAGAAUUCACUUUAAGUUUUGUGAAGGAAGGUGAGCAUUGUCCUAUGUAAAUAGUAUUACUGUUCAGUUUUCACCAGCUGAUUAGUUAAUUUAAACUUUUUUUAAGGAAGUGCGACAUUUAUGUCUGAUCCACCCUUUAUAAAUAAAGUUCAUGCUGCAUGGA